CUUGCGAGCAUUUUGUAUCCACUUCGAAGACGAGUAAAACGAUCAUCGACGCGGAAACGAUCUUUUUUUGCCAAGGAUCAUCAAUAUUCCAAAUUAAAAAAAAAAUGAUGGUUGCCAAGUUUGUUGUCUUCGCGCUGCUGUUCAUCGCCUGCUCUUAUGCAUCACCUCUCAGAGUGGCGACUAUGUAUUCACCGCUGUUUGUGCCGGUUUUUAUCCAAGAUCUCGAUGAAUCUCAAGGCACACUAGACGAAGAACCGGUAUACACGUUGAAUGAUGAUCCCAAGAUUAUGGAAAAUCCAGUAAACUCCGUCGAUAUUGAAAAACGCAGCAUCGAGAAAACAAUGACGGAUAAUGACGGUGACGACCUCGAGACCGCAGCUGGUACCAACGUUCUUCGUCCUCUCUUUGUUUAUCGUCAGCAAGUCGCGUAUCGACAGCGUGUCAAGGACGCGAUCCGACGAGGAAGGCGAAUAUAAAUUACAGGAAGAGAGAGAAUUGUAAUUUGGACAAUUCGACGAUGACGCAAUCUCAACCUCGGUGUAUUAUCGGGAAGGUGAUACAUUAGAGAUUUUUUGAGAUCUCGAUAACAAAAGAGUCUCAUAACAAAUUCUAACAGAUUUUCAAAAUCUUGAAAAAGAAUUGAAUAAGAUUCGUGAAAUAAGAUGUUAAAUAUUCCAUGAAAUUUGUUGAUGGAUAUAAAUAAAGAUCGAAAGAGAUAUAAAAGGAACGAGCGACAAACAAUAUUAGAAAAAAAAAAAAAUAUUACCUCGUUUGAAGAUAAUAUACUUGCCGCUUGUAGAUAUUUACGAAUACAUAACCGUGAAUGCAGAAGAGGAAGAGAACUCACGCCAACGUGAAAAUUUUGGAUGCAAAUAAAAGCUCUUCUCUUGCCGGUACGAAAGAAAAAAAGAAGAUACGCGUGCGAAAACACACGGAAGCGUCGGUGAAAAAAAAAAAAAAAAAAA
Messenger RNA from Pseudomyrmex gracilis, 965 nucleotides. RefSeq lists its product as uncharacterized. The record is from RefSeq and is a predicted model, not a curated record. The transcript has 2 exons. Bases 105 to 476 code for a protein of 123 amino acids. NCBI's taxonomy places the organism in Eukaryota, Metazoa, Arthropoda, Insecta, Hymenoptera, Formicidae.